Molecule: messenger RNA, 1233 nt
Organism: Diprion similis
Lineage: Eukaryota; Metazoa; Arthropoda; Insecta; Hymenoptera; Diprionidae
Product: zinc finger MYM-type protein 1-like
Exons: 1
Coding region: 1-1233 (410 amino acids)
Source: RefSeq, a predicted model, not a curated record
AUGUCGAAACGAUCAUACCCCAGUGGUGCGGAGAAAAAAAAAAAAGCUGCUCACCAAAAGGAAGCUAUUGGCAAAUUGCCAAAAUUAACGGCAUUUUUUACACCUGAAACUCCUGCCGGUAGUAAAAAAAUUGAUCCUUCAAACUCACCACUCCAACAAGACACUGAGAAAACAUCGGAACUCAUUUCUGGCUCAGGAAACGACGAGCACCGUGACGGAACUACACCAACAACUGAUUUGAUAAAACAAGUGCAAGAUUUAACAGAAAAUAUUUCGCAAGAUCCUGGUGAUUAUUGUGAUGCAGUAUUCACGGAACAAGUGCGUGAAAUAUGGAUUCGGAAAGGGCCAGCGUUUUUCCAGAAUAAAGACUGCGACUUCUCAGAAGCUUCCAGAACUUAUACUGAGUUUGAUGGUAGAAUAAAAACGAGGAACCUGCAUAAGACAGUUUUUAUCCGCAGAUUAAAAAAUAAUGAAAGUGUGGAAAGGAAAUGGCUUCUCUAUUCACCAUUGAAACGGUCUGUAUUUUGUUAUUCCUGUUGUCUUUUCAGCGCUUCUAAAACAAGUUUCAAUUCUUUAAGUGGAUGCAACGAUUGGAAGCACAUUAACAACCUCAUAUUAGAGCAUGAAAAUAGUUUAGCUCACAGGCAAUCUAUGAUGACUUACAUCGCACGAAGCAAAAUUAUCGGCAGAGUGGAUGUGGACCUGCUUUCACAAUAUAAGACAGAGGUAGAUUACUGGAAAAGUGUAUUGAAAAGGAUUGUUGCAGUCAUUAAAUUUUUAGCAUCAAGAGGACUCGCGUUUCGUGGUGAUAAUGAAACUUUUGGAUCUCAAAACAACGGCAAUUAUUUAGGAUGUAUGGAAUUACUAAGCGAAUUUGACCCUUUUCUUGCGGAUCAUAUAAAAAAGUACGGAAAUCUUGGUAAAGGAAACACUUCAUACUUAUCAGCAAAUAUUUGCAAUGAAUUCAUCGAUAUUAUGGGAAAGAAAGUUUUAAUGACAAUUGUGAGUGAACUGAAAACAGCCAAGUAUUAUUCAAUUAGCGUGGAUUCUACUCCCGACCUCUCGCAUAUUGAUCAGCUGACUUUUAUUGUUCGGUACGUAAAAGACGGAGUCCCUGUUGAGAGAUUUAUACAAUUCUUACCUAUCAAAGAGCACAAGGCUGAAUAUUUAGCGGAAACAGUUUUGAGGUUGCUGGAAAAUUACGGUGUUUCAAUAAAAGAUUGUCGCGGUUAG